AUGACUCGGCAAUCGAUGCGAUUUUCAUGGAGGGCAUGUGCCAUCUCCAUGAUUGUUGUUUUUGCGUUAUCUUCCUUUGCAUCCGCCAAAUUACAAGUCCCGGACAAAGGUGCAAUUGCAAGCUAUGAUGCGGCUCAAAUUGAAGAAGAGUUGCAGCAAUGCCCCCUAGUUCAAGCGUUGAACGAGCAUAAAUUAGCAUCCCGUCCAGAAACUGCGAGCUGGACGUCGCAAAUCUUUGCUGUGCUCUUUCCAGGGAGCCCUGCGGUCAACGCGUUGUUGGCGACAUUAUACAUUUCUGGACCACCUAAUUUCCUCCUCGCGCUGUGCCCACCAAACAUCGACCCCUCCUCACUUUCGAUUAUGGUAGCCUUCGCCGUGGGAGGAUUGUUAGGUGACACACUAUUCCACCUCCUACCAGAAAUUUUUCUGGGUGAGGACUCACCUGAACAUGCUCGAUUUGUACUUGUGGAAAAUAACAAGAACCUUUUACUUGGCCUUGGAAUCAUGGUAGGCUUUCUCACGUUUGUAGCCAUGGACAAAACGCUGCGUAUUGCGACUGGAGGAGAAGGUGGACAUGAUCACGGCCAUUCGCACGAUAACCAUGAUUCUGCCAUUACCACCGGCUCCAGUCCGGCAAAGGGCAAUAAUAACAGCGGCGAAGUGAAGAAGCGAAAGGGUACAUCAGCCAAGAGCAAGGUUGAAGUAGAAGAGAAGAAGGAAGAAAUCAACCCAAGUGCUAAAUUGGGAGGAUAUCUCAACCUCAUUGCCGAUUUCACCCACAACAUCACCGAUGGAUUGGCUCUAUCUUCGUCAUUUUAUGCUUCACCGACCAUCGGAGCCACCACUACGGUGGCAGUCUUCUUCCAUGAGAUCCCUCAUGAAGUAGGUGAUUUUGCCCUGUUGAUUCAAUCCGGCUUUUCCAAGAAGAAGGCCAUGGGCGCACAGUUUGUGACUGCCAUCGGUGCGUUUUUGGGAACCUUUAUUGGUAUUGCUGUCCAGGAAUUUGGCGACAAUACCUUGUCAUCGAGCACUUCAUCCGAGGCAUCGAGAGGACUGUGGGGGACUGGCCUGAGCUGGGGAGACAUGUUGCUCCCAUUUACUGCGGGGACGUUCCUCUACGUCGGAACUGUGGCUGUGAUUCCGGAAUUGCUCGAGACGGGCAAAAAUAAAGGGGUAGAGAUCAGAAAAACAAUUGCACAGUUUGCGGCAAUCGCGGCUGGUGCCGGAAUUAUGCUUUGGAUCUCGUGGUCUUGA
Messenger RNA from Talaromyces marneffei, 1254 nucleotides. RefSeq lists its product as uncharacterized. Gene Ontology annotation, cellular component: membrane. The transcript is spliced from 4 exons. The coding region runs from base 1 to 1254 and encodes 417 amino acids. NCBI's taxonomy places the organism in Eukaryota, Fungi, Ascomycota, Eurotiomycetes, Eurotiales, Trichocomaceae. Gene Ontology annotation, biological process: zinc ion transmembrane transport; intracellular zinc ion homeostasis. The record is from RefSeq and is a predicted model, not a curated record. Gene Ontology annotation, molecular function: zinc ion transmembrane transporter activity.